Molecule: messenger RNA, 2127 nt
Organism: Talaromyces atroroseus
Lineage: Eukaryota; Fungi; Ascomycota; Eurotiomycetes; Eurotiales; Trichocomaceae
Exons: 3
Coding region: 1-2127 (708 amino acids)
Source: RefSeq, a predicted model, not a curated record
AUGGAGGGUGUCCAAGGGUCCUAUGGCGCAACUACAGCAGGACCUAACCGUCCCUCAAAGAAGAGAGGACAAAAACGUAAGGCUCCGUAUUCGGUACCGGAUAGAACCCCAAAUCCUACCACAGCCGUUCCAACUGUCAAUAACAUGAAGACGCUGAAUGAUGUCGAUCUGACCCAAACUCAUCAAGUUCAAAGUACCGUCACCGUGCCCACUACCAAGCCUACAAACGAUACGACAGAUGAACAUGAAAGUGCCACAGGACGCCAGGAUAUUCAUGCUUCCGAGAAAGUUGCCAAAUUGAUUGAGCAAUACUGCGAUCCGUCCAAAUGGACGGAUCAAGAAUCACGCGAAGGAUUUAUGGAUUAUGAAGUUGAGGAAGAUGGAUUCGCCCCUAACGCUUACGGCGAUGGUGACUCGGAUGAGGAUGAAGACGAAAACCAGAGAAGCUUUUUGACUCCACAGGAGCGAUUCGGAUUGAUCAAGCUGUUGUCUGGGUCCGAUACCGAGGACCCGGUGGAAAAGGUUAGACGGUGGGCGCCAAAAGGCUUGGUCCUUAGUGGAAAGCAGUUGAUGGCAGCCAUCCACCCCGAUCGCUUUCCCCAAGCCGAUCAGAAACAGAUGGCACAUAAAGCCUUCGUCAGAGUGGAUGAAGCGUUGCAUGGAAAUCGGGCAGCAGAGAUUAAGGGUCUCAACGAAGGAGACAGCUGUCUGGUCGAUUUUCUCGAAGACUAUCACAAAGAAGCCCACGUUAAGGCUACAGCAGACCUCAUCGGGCUAUAUGAAGCUUUCCGAAGAGGAGAUUCAAUAGACGCAGCCAGUCCCAGUCUCGCAAAAGAGGUGAAAACAGCGUAUGACAACCUCGAUGCAAUCAACGAUCAAAUCAGAACGCAGAACAUGGAAAUCCACAAUGACCCAGAAUUUGGCGUGAUCGAACUUGAUCAACUGACGAACUGCUGGAAACAAGAGAACCGCAAGACUGCACCUGUACUGCUGUGGAAACUUUGUGAAGUCAGUCAUUAUCCAAUGGGAUGGGCGUAUCAGCCGCCUCGUGAGGACUACACAUACGACCUGGAACGCGGAGAGUACUGGGCUGCAAUAAGAUCCCGCAUCACCACUACCCUAGAACACUUCUGGAACACCUUCUUGCAGGACUACCUUGAAAACACCAGUGAUAACGUUGUGGUCCAGGAGAUCCUGGCUGCGAAAGCAGCCUGUGAGAAUGCCAUAACUGAGUCGAACGUGUCCAGUGGACGACCGGAGCAAUUGAACAUUGUUGACCUUGAGGAUAUUAUGGCCCAUUACUGUGGGUUAAAGUACUUUUUGGGACAGUCCCUAAAAGAGCAAUUCGACAAUCUCGUGCGCCAUUUGAAGGGCAGACUGGUGUCAUGGCAGCUUCCGGAGGAAUGGCUUCCAAAUCAGUCGUCAAGUACAGGUCAGGAGAAGAAAGAGGUGGGGUCAGAGUUAAACCCUAGGAUGGACGGCACCCUUCAGGCUAGACAAAUCGGCCAGAACAAAUAUGUAAUACCAAUCAAACCACGCACGGUUGAUGGAACGGCGGACCCAGGGUUCACUCGCUACAAGGAAAAGAUCAUUGCGUAUCUACCGAUUGGUGCGUUCAGCGCCCGGUAUGUCAUUGAAGCCGAAGAUGGCACGCGUCUUCUAGUAAAUAGUGGACGUGCUGGUGGCAAGCAAGUCCUCCCGGCUGCCAAAGAAGCAGGAGUCCCACGCACAAUCUCGUCCCGAGAUAUUGGAAGAAUCCUCGGGACAAAGAGAUGGAAAUUGACAUAUGUUGCCGCUGAAGAGUGGAAUAUCAGCCGGCUGAACGAGAAAGGGGAGCCCAAAAUGCCCCUAAUCGUUGCCGGCAUUUCUACCGAGGAAGGGGAUUAUCAUGUUGCGCGCGCAAGUAUGCAUCAGGUGGCUGGGGCUCAAGCAUUCGACAAUAUCAUAGUCGAAAGUCUUGGAGGACAAAAGGACGAAAGCUUGGCAGAUUUUUUGAUGCGUCAACUACCAAGCAACGGGUCAUCUGUUCCAAAAAAUCUCGAAAAGCACACAGAUGAGCUGCGCACACUAAAAGACGACAUUGAAUGGCUUAAAACCACGAUGAGCCAGCUUGUUCUGCAUAAGUAG